Messenger RNA from Xenopus tropicalis (tropical clawed frog), 6307 nucleotides. RefSeq names its product leucine-rich repeat containing G protein-coupled receptor 4 (gene lgr4). NCBI's taxonomy places the organism in Eukaryota, Metazoa, Chordata, Amphibia, Anura, Pipidae. Gene Ontology annotation, cellular component: membrane; plasma membrane. Gene Ontology annotation, molecular function: protein-hormone receptor activity. The record is from RefSeq and is marked provisional. Gene Ontology annotation, biological process: G protein-coupled receptor signaling pathway.
GCUGGGGGAAAGGAAUGGCUGCACUUACAUUGUAUCUGUAGGGGAGGAGUGAGCGGGAUCCUUCCUCCUGUUUGUUCCAACCACCGAGCGAACGAGAGAGAGAAAGCGGCCAAAUAAAGUGCAGGUUGUGAGCUGCGGAACAAGCGCAAAGUUCCCGGCUGUAGCUCGGCGCUGCGCACCCUGAGGUGUCGGACCGUGCAAGCUGUUGCUCCCCCCCCCCCCCCCCGGCCGGGCUGAUGAUGGGCUGCCCCGGGUGGCCCCUGGCUCUGUUCGCCUUGCUGCUCGCCUCUUGCUCAGGUGGGCCCAGCGGGGUCUCCUCGCCCGCUCCCUGCCCGGCACCCUGUGCCUGUGACUUGGAUGGAGGGGCGGACUGUUCGGGGAAAGGACUAGUGACCGUACCCGAUGGGCUCAGCGUCUUCACCCACUCGCUAGACCUCAGUAUGAACAACAUCACCAAGCUACCGGAAGGCGCAUUCAAAGGGUUUCCGUACCUUGAAGAACUGCGACUGGCUGGCAAUGACCUUUCCAUCAUCCACCCCAUGGCCCUGUCUGGCCUGAAAGAACUCAAAGUGCUGACCCUUCAAAACAACCAGCUGAAGACCGUCCCCAGUGAAUCUCUGAAGGGCCUCGUAUCUCUGCAGUCACUGCGUUUAGAUGCAAACCACAUUGUCACGGUUCCAGAAGACAGCUUUGAGGGCCUUGUGCAACUUCGUCAUCUCUGGCUGGACGACAACAGCUUGACUGAAGUGCCAAUUCGUCCACUCAGCAACCUCCCAUCUCUACAGGCCUUGACGCUGGCGCUUAACAAAAUCUCCCAUAUACCUGAUUAUGCUUUUUCCAAUCUGUCCAGCCUUGUGGUUUUACAUCUUCACAACAAUAAAAUCAGGACCCUCGGACCACAUUGUUUCCAUGGGCUGGAUAACCUCGAAGCUCUGGAUCUAAAUUACAACAACCUCAUUGAUUUUCCUGACUCCAUCAGGUCCUUGCCUAAUUUAAAGGAGCUAGGUUUUCACAGCAAUUCUAUCACGAUAAUCCCAGAUGGAGCAUUCGUGAAGAACCCACUAUUAAGGACCAUACACUUGUACGAUAAUCCUUUGUCUUUCGUUGGGAAUUCAGCAUUUCAGAACUUAUCAGACCUCCACUUCUUAAUCAUUCGUGGGGCAAGCAAUGUUCAGUGGUUUCCUAAUCUGACUGGGACUAAUAAUCUAGAAAGCCUGACCUUGACGGGCACAAAGAUAAGAAGUAUUCCGAUAAAGUUUUGCCAAGAGCAGAAGAUGCUUCGAACUUUGGACUUAUCGUACAAUGAGAUCUCGGCACUGGUUGGAUUUGAAGGUUGCAGUUCCCUAGAGGAAGUUUAUCUGCAGAAUAAUCAGAUCCAAGAAGUCCAGAAUGAGACGUUCCAAGGCCUGGCAGCUUUACGAAUGCUAGAUCUAAGUCGAAAUAGAAUUCACACGAUUCAUAAGGAGGCCUUCGUCACUCUGAAAGCAUUGACUAAUCUAGACCUGAGUUUCAAUGAUCUCACUGCAUUUCCAACUGCGGGGCUGCACGGCCUCAAUCAGCUCAAGCUUACGGGGAACCCAAACUUUAAGGAAACGCUAACAGCAAAGGAUCUUAUUAAACUCUCGUCUGUAUCUGUUCCCUAUGCAUAUCAAUGCUGCGCCUUUUCUGCAUGUAAUUCCUACAUGACCACAACAGUAGAAGAAGACCGGUUGAGAGCACAAAGACUAUUGCUUGACCAUGACAGAGCUGCUAUGGACCCCGAUUAUAUGGGUACAGAAGAUGAUAAAGAACACGUUCAAGCAUUAAUCCAGUGCAAUCCUGCCACAGGACCCUUCAAACCAUGCGAAUAUCUCCUUGGUAGCUGGAUGAUAAGACUCACCGUUUGGUUCAUCUUCCUCCUGGCACUGAUCUUCAAUGUGAUUGUCAUUGUGACAAUGUUUGCCUCCUGUUCCCAACUCACCUCUUCCAAGCUGUUUAUUGGUCUGAUUGCUGUCUCCAACCUUUUCAUGGGGGUGUACACUGGCACCCUGACUGUCCUAGACACCAUCUCAUGGGGCCAGUUUGCUGAAUUUGGAAUAUGGUGGGAGACGGGCAAUGGAUGUAAAGUGGCUGGGUUCCUUGCUAUUUUCUCUUCUGAAAGUGCCAUUUUCUUCCUGAUGCUGGCUGCCAUAGAGAGAAGCUUGUCAGCCAAGGACAUCAUUAAGAAAGAAAAGCAUCAGCAUUUGAGGAAAUUUCAGGUCGCUUCACUUCUUGCUGUAUUGUUGGCUGCUGCUGCAGGAUGCCUACCGCUGUUCCACAUUGGAGAGUUCUCUUCCUCUCCUCUAUGCUUGCCUUUCCCUACAGGCGAAACACCUUCCUUGGGAUUCACAGUAACCCUGGUCCUUCUAAAUUCAUUGGCAUUUUUGAUAAUGGUUAUCACCUACACCAAACUAUACUGCACCAUAGAGAAAGAGGAUCUCUCGGAAAAUGCCGAGUCCAGCAUGAUUAAGCACGUCGCUUGGCUCAUCUUCACUAACUGCAUCUUCUUCUGUCCUGUGGCCUUCUUUUCCUUUGCCCCACUGAUCACUGCCAUCUAUAUUAGUCCGGAAAUUAUGAAAUCUGUCACGUUAAUAUUUUUGCCCUUGCCUGCGUGCCUCAAUCCUGUCCUGUAUGUAUUCUUUAAUCCAAAAUUCAAAGAAGAUUGGAAGCUGUUGAGAUGGCGUUUGACCAAGAGGAGCGGUUCAGUUGCAGUUGCUACGAACUCUCAAAGGGGAUGCGUGACUCAGGAUUUUUACUAUGACUUUGGCAUGUAUUCGCAUCUGCAGGGGGGUAACUUUGCAGUGUGCGACUACUGCGAGUCAGUUCUUUUAAAGAACCCUCCACCUUGUAAACACUUAAUAAAGUCUCAUAGCUGCCCUACGCUGGCAGUCGUGCCUUGCCAACGACCUGAUAAUUACUGGUCCGAAUUUGGUACCCAGUCUGCCCACUCGGAUUGUGCAGAUGAAGAGGACUCUUUUGUCUCUGACAGCUCAGACCAAGUGCAGGUCUGCGGCCGAGCCUGCUUUUACCAGAGCCGAGGUUUGCCUUUGGUCCGAUAUGCAUAUAAUAUACCAAGAAUGAAAGACUGAAUCCAUUAUGGCAGUUGACUCUUGUGAGGCUGGGAUAGCCAGCAACUCUCUGGCCAAUGUAGAUCAGCAACAGCUGGAAAGCCACAGGCUUAAAUAUCCUCACUGUGAGGAGACCAGGACUAUUCAAAGCAUAACAAAUGCCUUGACAAGCAAAGGAGCACUUUUUGUAAGGGACGUCACUUAAUAAAAGAAGGGAAGCAGGCAAAAGACUUCUGGAGCUUCGAAACGCUUUGUGGUUGGCGGGGCGCUCAGUUUCACGUCUCUGUGGGAGCAGACAAGCUAAACGUUGCCUGAACUAUGAAUAAUUUGUAAACCAAAAUUUGUAGCUAAAUGUUUUAUUGUUUUUUGUUAAUGAUCUGUUUAAAGCAGUAGUACAUGGUCGCUCUUUAUUAUGUAUAAUGUUCUUCCGUUUGCUUUGAAUGUGUUUUGUUUUUGUUUGUAGGGGGAUCUAAAUCCAAAUGAAAAACAAAUGUCAACUUACUCUGGGUGCUCCACUGAGCACUUGUGCAACUUUUUAGUUGUUUCCAAUCAUUGCAUUGCCAUUACAAUUAUCAGGGUUUGGUUCAGUAGUUCUCAGCACCCCUUAUGCUAACUAACUGUGCUUGGGAGUAGCACUUGGAGUAAGUUUAGAUGAAUUUUAUAUGUGGGGUUAGACCCCCUUUAUGUAUGAGUAGGAUUGUGGUAUGCUGACAUCUUUAUUGAUUCUGCUGGCACCAACUUGCUCCAACAAAAAACCUAUAAUUGUGCAUUCUGUAACUCAGGAGAAUUUAAUGCAGGUCCAAAAAAGGGAAAUCAUUUACACAUUGUGUAGCCAUAUGAUUGCUUGUCCUCCCAAAAUGUGAUUAUUGGGAGUUAAAUGAAAAUUUAUGCAUUCCACACUUUAACGUGGAAUAAUAAAGAACGAGGGUCACAAGGAACCAUCUAUAUCUAGAACGCAGCCUGCUAUACUGUUGCUCUGGGUAUGUCCUAGUGAGUGCAGUGGUUCAUGGCUGUAUUACUCGCAAGGCAUUUAUGAAAACCCCUAUCAGUUCUAGAGCCUCCCUCAUAUAUUUUAGACACAGAGCUAAUGAUAACAGAUUAUGAACCUUCUGCUGAAAGAUGUACUACAACAACAGUUGAAGGGCUGCAAGUUGGCCGACACACAAGAACCAUCAUCUGAGCCUAUGGGGCACAAGGCAGGUUUUCCUCUGUGGAGUCAUAUACCCCUACUCUGGGUAGAGACUUCAUUGGCAGAGGAGUGAGUGGCCUUAAAUUAUAGCAAUGUCUUAGGCCCAUGAUUCCUGCACAGACUGUUGAUAAUAUGUGCAAGAUAUGGGAUGGUUUAUUGCGAAUACUGUUUCCCUGGGUGCUUUUAAAACUCUACAGUCAGUGUUUUAAACCCUACACAUUAUGACCACCAUUGGUUUUACCCCUAGAGUAGAAAAUACUCUACAAAAAAUAGGUAGACAUUUAAGUGUGACAUUCCAUGACCAAAUACUGGUGUUGCUCAAUAAAUCUGCAGUCCGAAACAGAACCAUAGAUAACUCCUAAGUUCCUCUAACUUUCUGCAAACAAUUUAGCAUUACUCCUCUAUCCUCUUGUCAGAACGUGGAACAUUCUAGUCUUCAUAGGGGGAGCAGGUUUUAAAGGUGCAACCUUUGGCCCAAAGAUGUUUGCCUUUCCAAUAAUUGCAUGACAAAAGCACAAAGCCUUCUCAUAAAACCCUCGCACUUUAAUAAAACUCACCUUAUGAAAACCAGAAUGAUCCAUAUCAGUUGGAACCUUUGAUAACGCAGAGCUACUCAGAUUCUUGCUUGGGGAACAGCCAAACACUUGACAAUCGCUACAACUGGUAGGUAGAAAGUUAUAAAAUCUUAUUUUAUAUCCAACCAUUGCAGUUUCACAUUCCAUACCUGGCCACCAAGUUACAUUUUAAAGGGUAAAAAUAGAGAACUGUUUUUAAUGUAAGACUGAAGCUGGCCAUAAGGGGGCCAAUAUAAGCUGUUGUCUCAGUCCCUUAAGAUCGAAUUGUCAGCUUAUUGGCCUGUGUAUGGUGCCUACCAACAGGCCUGCCAGGGUGAUAUCUGGCUGAAAACCAGUUGACAGUUUUAAAAAUCCCAUGUCACGGAGCACAUUAGUGCAUUGAUGCGGCCCUUUUCCAUUAGGUCUCUGCAAGCCACUCUGUUGCCUUAGGAUCAGUCCAGUUUGGCCUAGCACACUGUAAGCUGAUGCUUUCUCCUUGUAGGGGUUAGUCCUGUCCCAUGUUGCUAGUUUAAAGGAGAAGGAAAGGUAAAAUAAGUGGGAGGUGCCUAUGAAAGUGUGCCACCUACUUUUUCUUGCCUACUCCCAGGUGUCCCCCUGUGCUGAUUUAGGGUCGGUGCCUAUGCACAACUGUAAUCUCUAUUGCACAUGUACUUGAGGGGCAGAACAACCUGGGGGCAAGGAAGAAGUUAGCAUAGGUUCACGCAAAAGAACGAGUGCUAGUUGGGUUUCUUAAAGUCACUACGUGGGGCCUAAUAAUUUAGCACCCUUCUUUAACACCAGCUACUUUCAAUAGGCCACCAACCACCCAUUUGAUAAUUGCUAAAUAUCUAUAUAUAUUGAUGCCAUCAACCCCUUUUUAUAAGCACUUAAAUGCAAAAUAAAAUGUAAACUACAAUCAUGGCAGCAAUUUGUUUUUAAUCAAUCACAAUGAAUGAAUUUUGAGUUACAAAUCUAUACAUUCGUUAUCCUACAUUGCUGGUUCUGAUAUCUGUUGAAAGUAACAAACUGCACAGACGAAGCACAAUUCUUCCCAUCAAUUCACGUCCGCCCCUGCAUUUGUCUGUAUCUUUUUUUUUUGUCUCUAGACAUUCCUGUAUAACAGUGUAAGCUAGAACCGAGGAUUUACAAAAUGGAAGCUGUACAUAAUUAGCCUAUUUUUGUAUCUUUGUAUUGUAAAUUAUUGGAUAGAGCACAAAGUGGGAAACUAAGGCUUCAGUUUAUUUUGUUGAUUUUUUUUUAAAGCUACCUCUUAAAACUGUAGCAGCUGCCAGUAGCAGAAUAAAUUGGUUUAUAUACUUUUAUUGCAUUUGUAAAUAGACCCGUGUUGUACAUGGACACUGUGAUAAAAAAAAAAAAUAUGUUGUAUAUCAAAUUCAUGGGAGGGAUUUAUACUUUGUAUAUUGUAAUUUUUUUAUAUGACAACCCGAGAACAAGUAAAGAAUUCUUUUUUGUGUGUA